This is a messenger RNA of Boeremia exigua, 2618 nucleotides long. RefSeq lists its product as uncharacterized. Gene Ontology annotation, cellular component: membrane. The record is from RefSeq and is a predicted model, not a curated record. NCBI's taxonomy places the organism in Eukaryota, Fungi, Ascomycota, Dothideomycetes, Pleosporales, Didymellaceae. Gene Ontology annotation, biological process: metal ion transport; transmembrane transport. The transcript is spliced from 2 exons. Gene Ontology annotation, molecular function: cobalt ion binding; magnesium ion transmembrane transporter activity; cobalt ion transmembrane transporter activity. Bases 494 to 2470 code for a protein of 658 amino acids.
CACCUCAUCGCCGCUCACCUGCUCUCCAGCACUGCGCAUGCAGAGCCUGCGAGCCUGCGAGCACUGCCGAGACGUGCACACGGCCUCGAGCCGAAACUCCGGCUGCGGAGCGAACCUCGAGCGAACUGCUGCAUGCGCUGAUCGCGAUCGGCGCUCGCUGCCAACUUUGGACAGGGGCCUGCUUACCUACGCACGCCUGGCAAUGGAUGGGCACCAGUGUGUGCUCAUGCUGGUGGUGCUAGACCGCUGAUGACCGUGGCCGCGGGCGCACCCAGCUGAAAAGUUUCAGGCCGUGUUUGUACACAACAUGGGUUGACAGCAGCCGAUCAAUAGGACACGGUCUGUACACGGUCUGUCUCUGCCACACCAGCGCCGUGCUCAUGGCCCCUAAAACCCAUCUUUAUUCCCGCUCUGACGUUCGGCGGUCCCCUGAAGUCCUCCAGGACAGCGCCUGCGACGUCUCACCGCGCGCUGCCGACACCACGCAGACGUGAUGGCCUCACCACUAGGCCCCAAGAUCCAAGACUUUGCUGCCCAAGGCUCUCCGUCGGUCCCCCAAGGCCGACGGGCAUCCGCGGCAGAGUCGCCCAGACUGCAUCUUGAGACUCAUUUCGAGGACCAGCAGACCCAGAGCAGAAGCCGCGGCAGGUCUGCGACCUCAACAACGGCAACCGCAGCCCAGCCAAACAUCGAGCAGAUCCUCUCGCCCGCCCUCAGUCGCUCAUCUAUCGACACCACCCUGCGCCGCCGCAUCACGCGCUCCAACACUGUCCGUCACUACCAGUCGCCGACACGAGCGACAUGGGAGGAGCCAGGUGCCGAGCCUGGUGUGGAUGUGAAGGAUGAGGAGGCUGCUGCACGCUUUGCGCACCUGCGCCAGGCCUGCGACAUCACCGUGGUUGACUUUUCUGCCGAGCGGAUACAGACGUACCAGCUGGACAACGACACACUGCAAGAAUUUGUCAAGCGACCCAAGGAUGACUGGGUCGAGUGUCGCUGGGUCAACGUCAACGGGCUGGACUUCGACGUGAUCAGUGAGCUCACUACUCACAAGCAAUUGCACCGCCUUGCAAUUGAGGAUCUGAUGACAGGUCGAGAGCAGCGGACCAAGGUCGACUGGUACUCCGAUCAAGCUUUCAUGCUAUUGACACUCUCUAAGCUCGUGCGAAAUGUCACCGACGACUCAGACAGCGAUUCAGACUCGGACGAUGAGCUGCCCAGACAUGCGCGCUCGCACUCACGUUCUCGAGCUGCACAACAUGCACACAACAAGAAAAAGAAGUCGUGGAUGAAGAAGGUCAAGAAUGCCUUCGGCUUAGGAGCAGGUUCCAAUCAGCCGAAAGACGUAGAGCAUACUCUUCACAACCUCGAGAAGCGUGAUGACAUGCUAGACGACCUAGAUUCACCUGGCCUAUCGGGGCCACAAGCGCACAAUGGGGGUGUUCGCACUCUUCAGCGCUAUCGCGGAGGACCAAACUUGGAGCGCAUCCUCUACCUCGAACAACACUCAGCGCUCACGGACAAGGACCUUACCGUCAGCGUAGAGCAGGUCGGCAUCUUUCUCUGCUCAGACAACAGCGUGAUUUCCUUCUUCGAACACUCGGCCGACAUCAUUGAAUCCUUCAUUCUUAAACGUCUCAACACUCAGGAUACUAUCCUGCGCCGCAGCGCCGACAGCUCCAUGAUCGUACAGGCCAUCAUCGACGCCAUCAUCGAUUUGGCCAUCCCUGUCGUCGCUGCGUACGAAGACGCCAUGGGCGAGCUCGAACUCGACGUUCUGGAAGACCCGGAAAUCCACCACUCACAUUCACUCUACCUGCUCACAUCGGAGCUCUCUAUCCUGCGCAACACGAUCCAGCCCAUCAUCUCUCUCAUCAACGCUCUCCGCGACCACAAGUCCGAUCCUAUGCAGCAAAGCUGGAUCCAGCACCAGAACUCCAACUUAGCCACCCGCAAGACGAUGUCCUCCAUCACCAUCUCUCCCCUGGCGCACACAUAUCUGGGCGACGUGGAGGACCACUGCAUUAUGAUCACAGCCUCGCUGGACCAGAUGCGACGCGCAGCCGACAAUUUAAUUGACCUUAUCUUCAAUAUGAUGGGCGCGUUCCAAAACGAGUCGAUGAAAGUGCUCACCGCAGUAACCAUCUUCUUCCUGCCGCUUACCUUCUUGGUCGGAUACUUUGGGCAGAACUUCGAGCGCUUCAACGGCGUGCAGCACAAUUCAGAUGCGUUCUUCUGGAUUAUCGCCGUCCCCGUCAUGUUCGUCACCGUCCUGGUGCUUCUGUAUCAGACCAUCAUCAGGAAGGUCAGGAGGUGGGCCGGCAAGUUCAAGUUGAAGCGCGCGAAGAUGAAGAUCAGUUCUCGUGGCACGAGGAACGGCGCGUAUACGCUGGGCAUGACGCAUGAGCAGAAGAAGAGGGCGAAGCGCAGGCAGACCAUGUAUACGAAGGGGCAGAUAGGAUCGUUUUGAGAUGCUGGCGCGGUCUUAAGUGCAUUUAAAACGGAGCGAUGGCAAUUUCGCCAGGUCAGGAUACCCAAGACGUAGCUUUAGACUAUUGAGCUGAGUGUAGACGGAGAGCUGGAGUCAAUUUUUGCAUGGCAUGGGAGUUUAGGGCAGA